CAGAAAGGACUUUACUCCCUCUGCAUAUGAAGACUUGCUCUUUUUACUGAGUAAAGCAAAAACAAAAUGGAUUCAGGUAAAAUCGUCUAAAGGCCUCGAGCUGCUAUGACUCACAGGCUUUAUGAAGGUAAAGCUCAUGCAGCCACCUACUGGAAGUACAGGAUCUCUCCAUCAGAUCAUCUAAUGCAACAAGUGUUGGACUUUCUACAGAAGCAGGGAGGUGAAUUUGAGCUGGCAGUGGAUGUGGGCUGUGGCUCCGGACAGGGCACGCUGCUCCUGGCCAAACACUUUGCUUCUGUGGUGGGGACGGACGUGAGUCCUGCUCAACUGGAACUGGCUUUACAACAUGCUCACAAGCCAAACAUAACAUACAGUCGACAGUGUGUGGCUGAAGAGCUGCCUUUCACUGACAGCUCAGUGGACCUGGUGACCGCCAUGUCUGCGUUCCACUGGUUUGACAGGCCACGGUUCCUCCAAGAGGUCCACCGGGUCCUGAAGCCCCGGGGCUGCCUGGCUCUGCUCAACUACACUCUGAACAUGGAGCUCAGCUCCUCUGACGGCUGCUCGGACGCUCUCAACCACAUCUGCAGAGAGUUUUAUGCAGCUUUGCGUCCGUUCCGCAGUCCGCUCCUCGGUCAAAGCUCCAUUGAGAUGUACAGAGAGGCGUUUGAACUGAUUCCAUAUCCUGAAAAGGAAUGGCAUGGGUGUGUGUUGAACACACAACUGAUGCCUCUGUCCAGCUACAUGGGGCUGGUGGAGUCCUUCUCCUGUUAUCAGGCUCUGCUGAAACAGGACCCUCAAAGGGCCCACAAACUGUCCCAGGACAUCUGUCAGAGGUUGAUGUCUGUAAUGAAAGUGAGCUCUGCAGAGACGGAGGUGAUGGUGGAUGUAAAAUAUUUCUACCUUCUGGCCUGCAAACCCGAGGAGGCGUGA
Molecule: messenger RNA, 933 nt
Organism: Nematolebias whitei (Rio pearlfish)
Lineage: Eukaryota; Metazoa; Chordata; Actinopteri; Cyprinodontiformes; Rivulidae
Exons: 7
Coding region: 106-933 (275 amino acids)
Molecular function (GO): S-adenosylmethionine-dependent methyltransferase activity
Source: RefSeq, a predicted model, not a curated record